Molecule: messenger RNA, 1353 nt
Organism: Rhea pennata
Lineage: Eukaryota; Metazoa; Chordata; Aves; Rheiformes; Rheidae
Gene: WDR73
Product: WD repeat domain 73
Exons: 8
Coding region: 9-1157 (382 amino acids)
Biological process (GO): cytoplasmic microtubule organization
Cellular component (GO): cytosol; spindle pole
Molecular function (GO): protein binding
Source: RefSeq, a predicted model, not a curated record
GCGUUGCCAUGGAGGCGGGCGGCGGCGCGGCCGAGGACGAGUGGCUGCUCGAGUCCCUGCGCCUGUACGAGGCGCUCCACACCUUCGAGCUCCAGACGCCCACCCGCGUUAUUGAGUGGGCCCGAGGGAGCCGUGUCUGCGUGGCUGGGUAUGGACACUCCGGUGGGAACGAGAUCCUGCAGUUGCUCCCACCCCCAACGCUGCAGUCAAAGGAGACUCAGGGUCUGUGUCCAGAGAGAGAUUUCAAGGUGGAAUGUGGUGGAUUUUCAAACCGCCCAGUGUACAGCCUGAAACAUGUUCCAGACACCAGCUUGUUGGUGACGAGUGGCCCACCAGACAGCUCCCUCCAGGUCUGGCAGGUGUCAGCAGAGGACUCUGAUGUUAUUAAAUCUGUAAGUGCCAUUCCUACAGAAAAUGGCACUGGGCAACCUUGGGCAAAAAUUGCAACAACUUCUGCCAGAGCCCCGUGGGUCCUUCAUGGCUCAGGACUCAACAGCAUCCAAAUUACGGAAGUUGAAUCAAAGAAAAAUGUCUACAUGGCAGCCUCCAGAAACAGUGAGGAGCUCAGCAAUGUGGCAUUCCUGGAUUGCAACACGUUGCUCAUCUGCUGUGUGAAGGGGCAGCUGUGCCUGGCUGACAUUCGACAGCCGCAGAGUCCCUUGGAGGCUGCGUCCGUCCCCUCGGCGCCGUGUGGCGAACGGUGGUGCAUGGGAGUCGGGCGCGGACCUCAAGGCUAUGACUCAAGCUCCCACCUGGUAGCUCGCCUCUCGAGUGGAGGGCAUCUUGCCUUAACAGAUGUAAGAAAAACCUCUGAGUCCUUGGCUUCAGCCAAGUGCAGAGUUUCCUCUCCCAGUUCAAAUGCAGAGUUCCUAUGCAUCUCUUGGGCUCCUGCUCUGGAAGGCUGCCUUGCCAUUUCAGGUUUUGACGGGACUGUUCACGUGUAUGAGACCCAGAGCUGGGAUAGCUCUGGCAGGGAAGCAGAGCCGCUCUUUGUUCACAAAGGCCACGCAUUCAGCGGACUGGAUGGCAGCGAAGGCCCUCCCCUGGUCACAGCGCACACAUGGCACCCACAGAAACCAAGAACUUUAUUGUCGGCAGCAAGCGAUGGCUCUCUGCACGUUUGGGACUGGGUUCAGUCUCGUGGGAACUGUGGGUAGAUCAUAUUUUGGUGAGAUUCGGUGCAUUUCCUUUCUAUGGUCUAGUUUGCAUAAGCCGUGAGAUACCUCUUUACUCGCAGAUGUAACUAGCAGUCCCAAGUGUAACAGAUGCUAUUUUAAUAUAGUAAGAAUUUGGAUUGUGUUACUUGUUCUCAUGUUUACCAGCCUUGUUCAAAUUAUAGCUGCAACUGUGUAA